AAGAAAGUAGAAUUCUAGACGGGACGCAAGACGCUUGUCAAAGUACGAUGUGAAUUCUAGACCGGCCAUAGAUCAGCCUAAAGAAGGUGUGUUGCCGUCGGAAUCAAGAAAAAAAAGCUAUUCCGAUUCCGACAAGGCGUCGGCGAAUACACGCCAUGAGCCUCCACGCGGGAUAUCUCCAUUGUUCACGCCCUACAGUAUGACUCAAUGGCGUUCUUCUUAAUAUGCAGAAGCUUUCUCCAUCGAGGCUUGAUUUUCGAAAACGGCACAGCUUGAUCGAGUAACCCAACUUUCCGACAUGACGACACCAAAGCUAUCCAGCCCAACUCUUUUUACGCCACCGGAAUUGAAAGCCAAUCCACAGUUAUCAACGUCUGUUACGCAGCUCGUCAACGACGCGUUCUAUCGCUCAAAAGACAUCGAUCCGGUCAAAUGGAGUAACACGACAUUCCGCUUUUCGAAUGAGGGGGAGCUACAUACACUACUUGGAGAUGAAGGCAGCGUCAUCGCGUUGAUAUUUGAUGAAUCCGGCGUUGCGAAGGAGGCUGAAAAGGUCAAUGGCAAGGAAAACAUGAAACCUGUUGCGUGCGCCGCCGCAGUACCUUGGAAAGGCGGAUGGGCAAGAGAAAGCGCUGGGAAAGAGAGCGGGUGGGAAAUCAAAAUCGUGUCUGUGGAUGGUGAUCCAAAGUAUCACCAUCGUGGCCUUGCUGUCCAAUUGCUCAACUUUCUCGAGUUGUAUCUUGUUGCGAACGCGAGAGCUGCACUUCAAAGAGAGGGGAAACAGGGCGAAGGUGUGUUGACGCUCUGGAUCUUGGCCGCGGAAUGUAUUAAUGGGGUGUACUGGCGUAAGAAAGGAUAUCAAGAGGUACGCAAGAAGGUAGAAGGGCCGGGCGUUUGGAGCUGUAAAACAAGUUUUGAGAUGGUGGUACUACGGAAGGAUGUACCUUUUAAUUGACGUUAAAGCUGGGCCAUUUGAUGAACAGUGUGAGAAAGAGAAGUGGAAGCGAGUGGACGGUGAUACGCGAUCUUAUUUGUUACCGAAUUCCCAUGACGCCCACCUUCCUGCCAGAAUAGGAGACCGUAUCGCUGUGUUCAUGGGGAGCGAGUGUGCAGUGGUUGCAAAUGACCCUACAAGCACGCAUGUUACAAAUUAUCUAAACUGGUAUCUGAGCUGAGGAUGCACUUUCCACGAAGAAUCCAAUUUUUUAUCAGCAAAGCUUAGGAGAAUUCCAUGUGAUGUGUCACUAAGUGAGACACGGUUCGGCUAGGGCACCGACUCGUACACACUUCCUUAUC
Molecule: messenger RNA, 1296 nt
Organism: Alternaria alternata
Lineage: Eukaryota; Fungi; Ascomycota; Dothideomycetes; Pleosporales; Pleosporaceae
Exons: 1
Coding region: 299-955 (218 amino acids)
Source: RefSeq, a predicted model, not a curated record